AUGAAUCUGGACCGCAAAAUUCAUGAACGAAUGAAUGAGGCCGCUUGUAGUAGGGUGCCUCGCGACAACGGCACGCCUAUGCAGGUGUUCAAGGCGCUGGGAGGGAAAUUAGGUAACUUGAACGCGUGGAUGAGCUGGAACGGAUUUGCCAUACAGUUAUUAUUGGCACUAUGUAUUUCCGGAGUAACCAGCGACCAUAAAGACAAAUCUGUGAUAACUUCUCUUGCCUCAAAAUGGAAUUCAACAUCAAUAGUGGCUGAGACCAGCGAAUUUAUCGCAAAAGAAGAUGGAUCCUUAUUUUGGAAGUUUACCAACGACAUAGCUGCGAAAUCCUCAAAGUUGGAUUGGGGCAAAGCUAGUGAUGAGCAAAAGUAUGAGUUUGCUGUGGAAGUAGCCGCAGGAAUUCUCGAUGAAGCUUCAUUGGAUAUCUUGAAACUCUCACUUUCCUACAGAAUGUUUUCUCCUGCUGUUCACCUUUUCCAUCAGAUUGCUUCCGAUUACUCUAUGGAUUGUGCGGCUUUCUUCGACGUGCAUGGUACCACCGGGUGCACUGCAAAAGGAUUAGAGGACGCCGUAGAUUCUGCAUCACAAAGGGAGAUACCAGAGCUGUUAUCCACCGAUCAUGUUUAUGGGAAAGAAACGUCGCCGAAGGUAGUUGUCAUCAUAUACGGUGACAUUGGUACUCAAGACUGGUUGGAGCUGCAUAAUAAAGCUUUUGAACUGUCAGCAUCUCAUAAAGCACAGUACGUGCUGCGGCAUUUCCAGAAAAACACGAUAGAUGCACGUCCUGUUUCGCUGUCAGGAUAUGGUGUCGAACUUGCUAUCAAAAAUACGGAGUACAAGGCUGUAGAUGACAGUAACGAGAAGAAAGAGGAGGCGGAGGAGAGCAGUCUCCAUGGUUUCAAUUUCAAACUCCUCAAAGAGCUCCAUCCUGAUGCCAUUGAAUCAUUGGAUGCCUUCCGCACUCAUUUGAAAGAAUUUGAAGAAUUAGCACCUUUAAAGCAAUGGCAGGUUCAGGAUCUCUCAUUCCAGGCGUCCCAACGCAUUGUCAAUGAAGGUGCUUAUCACGCCCUUGAAACGUUGAAGGAGUUGUCCCAGAAUUUUCCAACGCAUGCAAGAUCCAUAGCGCGCGAGAGCGUUUCACGCGAAUUGAGGCAGGGUAUCGAGCUGAAUCAAAAGGAACAUCUCUCCGAAGCCGGACUGAGCCCUGGGGAGUCAAUGCUGUUUUUGAAUGGGAUUGGUCUCGAUGUUGACAGCUUGGACAUGUUCCAACUCGUGGAUACCAUAAAGCAGGAGGAGCGUGUUGCUUCUGGCUUCUCGAACAUGGGUUUCCAGCGGGAAUACCUCUCUAUCUUGACUGGAAUGGAGUUUUCUGAAGAAAAAGGCAGGUAUGCGGUUGACUACAGAGAUGCAGAUCUUGUGUAUCUCAACAACCUUGAUACCGAUAAACGUUACAAACACUGGAGGAACAGCGUCAAGUUGCUGUUGGAGCCCUACUAUCCUGGCAUGAUUCGCCCAAUUGCACGGAAUCUCUUCAACUUGAUUUUUGUUGUGGAUCCCGCAGAGCGUAACGGCAGAAACCUUAUGCAGAUAGCAUACUCAUUCUUCAAGCACGAAAUUCCUCUACGGAUUGGGUUAAUCUUUGUUGUCAAUGACGACAAGAAAGUAAGCGGUUUGGAAGACAGUGGCGUCGCAAUCCUUAAUCUGUUCAACUUUCUUGCCAUAGACAGCACCAACCACGAAGCACUCAAAAUAGUUAACGAGAUGCUAGACCAGUAUCGUACGCAAGACAGCAUUGAUCCUGCUGAUAUCAAGAGUUGGUUCGAGGACAACUACAGUGACGCCGAUUAUAAGGAUGUGUUUGGUCCGAACACUGACUAUGAUCGCGGAAAAACGGGUGGUAUGGAGUUUUUGAGGAAAUCUGCCAUAGGCAAAGCUCCAAAAGUGCUUCUCAAUGGUUACAUACUCGACGAUGCUGGCAUCACUGGUGAUAAGUUUGAAGAGACUGUUAUGAUGGAAGUGAUGCGCAUUACUCCAAAGCUGCAAACUGCUGUGAUCAACGGUCAACUCAAAGACCGCUUGAACGUCGGCAACUGGAUAAUGGAACAAAAAGAUGUUAUGCCACGUCACAAUGAGCGUAUUUUGAAUGCUGUUUCCAAGAAAAGCAUUCUAGAUCUCUCGUCCCCCUCAGAUUGUAAAGUAAAAGAGUAUGCGGAUUUUGCCAAGUUGAGCACUCCGCAACAAACACAGUGUGUAUUAAGUAAUAUGAAGUACUUCAAGAAGAGUGGAAAGGAUUCGACGGCAAUUCUCACAUUGUGGGUCAUUGCUGACUUGGAUGAUUCGAAAGGACGUGAACUCGUUGACAGUGCUCUGAAACGAAUAAGCAGGAGUAAUAAGAUUCGUCUCGGACUUAUCAUGAAUCCCAAAGACGAAGAGUUAUCUCGCGAAGCAAACAGUCUCACAUCACUGGUUCAUGCAGCAGUUCAACUUCUUCCUCAUGAGCACGCCAGGGAUUUCGUGGCCAAGCUCAUGAAGCUGGAAAACGUGGAGGACAUCCGUGUUGGUUCCAAGAAUGUGAAAAGUCUUCUCAACAAGGAAGUCAACUCCGAACGUUUUGAUAAAGAACGAAAAAGUUUAUCAUAUGACCGCAUCAUUAUGGACAGAUUGUUCGCCCAGGAGUCGGUUGGAUUGUUACCUGGUCAAAGGGCUGUUGUGGCCAAUGGAAUCGUUGUGGGUCCAUUUGAGGAGGAUGAGGAAGUAAUUGACGCUGAUUUCGAGUUGCUCGAGAAGAUCUUCGAGUCUCAAGGAGCAAGUGUCAUCGCAGAAAACGUCGACAACUGGAAGGUUGCUAAGGAAGAUGGUUUUUCAUCGGAUAUUGUGAUGCGUGCUUUUGCCUUGAUUUCGAAAUAUGCUGUUCAACGCAGAAGAACAUGGGUUGUGCUGGGAGAAGAUGAGCAUAGCACCGUGACGCUUCCUGCGGAAGAUUCCAAUAGACCUGUCAUGGACGUCGUUGCUGUCGUGGAUCCUCUAUCUGGAAGUGCUCAGAAGCUUGCACCAAUCCUCGAUCUAUUGCGCAAAGCGGUGAAUUGUGAUUUGAAGAUUGUGCUCAAUCCAAAAGGGAAACUCAGCGAGCUACCUCUCAAAAGAUUUUACCGAUAUGUCGGAGCACCUGAACUGCAAUUUGACGAGGCUGGCAACGUAGCCGCGAAUCAAGCUAAAUUUACAAACCUGCCAUCAAAGCAAUUGCUUACUCUUUCUGUUCAUUCUCCAAAUGCUUGGAUGGUCGAGAGUGUCUAUGCCGAAGCUGAUCUUGACAACAUUCGAAUGGAAUCGGCCCAGUCUGAUGUUCUUGCCGAGUUUUCGUUGGAGCACAUCCUCCUAGAAGGGCAUUGCUUCGAUGAGGUAUCCGGUUCACCUCCACGUGGACUGCAAUUUGUGCUGGGGACCCCUGCACAUCCGACAAGGUUCGAUACUAUCGUGAUGGCUAAUCUUGGAUAUUUCCAACUGAAGGCCAGCCCUGGGGCAUGGAUACUGCAGAUGCGAGAAGGGAAAUCCAAAGAUAUAUACCAAUUAUCAGAAAGCAUGGAAGGUGACGUUAACAGCAGCGGAUCAAUGCGGGUACUUAUAGACUCGUUUUCUGGUAAAACUAUACGCGUUCGAGUGGCAAAGAGACCAGGAAUGGAGCAGCGUAGUCUUCUGGCUAGUGAUGACGAAGAGAGUGGCGGUAUCUGGAGCACCAUUAGUAACACUCUGGUACAAGAAAAGCACAAAGUAAUCAAUGUAUUCUCCCUGGCGUCCGGUCAUCUCUAUGAAAGGUUCAUGAAUAUAAUGAUGUUGUCUGUUAUGAAGCACACUAAAAAACCUGUAAAAUUUUGGCUUCUUAAAAACUACCUCUCACCUCAGUUCAAGAAAAAUCUCCCAUUGCUGUCAGCUGAAUACGGGUUCGAAUAUGCUUUAGUAGAGUACAAAUGGCCUCGAUGGUUACAUCAGCAAAAAGAGAAACAUAGAAUUAUGUGGGGGUACAAGAUUCUUUUCCUGGAUGUUCUGUUUCCUCUCGAUGUACAGAAGAUCAUAUUUGUUGAUGCUGAUCAAGUUGUUCGAGCAGAUCUUAUGGAACUAAUGGAAUAUGAUCUAGGAGGAGCACCAUACGGUUAUGUCCCAUUCUGUGAUAGCCGCAAGGAAAUGGAUGGAUUCCGAUUUUGGAAGCAGGGCUACUGGGCAAAUCACUUAGCCGGAAGGCGUUAUCACAUUAGCGCUCUCUAUGUGAUAGACCUGCAAAAGUUCCGUCAAAUAGCUGCCGGCGAUCGUCUUCGAGGGCAGUAUCAAGGCCUCAGCAGCGAUCCUAACAGUCUAUCUAAUCUUGAUCAGGAUCUUCCUAACAACAUGAUUCAUCAAGUGAAGAUCAAGUCGCUUCCACAAGAAUGGUUAUGGUGUGAGACGUGGUGCGAUGAUGCCAGUAAGAGCAAAGCAAAAACAAUUGAUUUGUGCAAUAAUCCCAUGACAAAGGAGCCCAAAUUGGAAUCUGCAAUUCGAAUUAUCCCAGAAUGGAGGGAUCUCGAUGAAGAAGUAAAAAGGGUGCUAAGAAAAGAAAAGGCUAACAUUACGUCUACUGCGGCGCCUACCCCAGACGAGCAUGCUGAACUGUGAUCAGUAAUUGUUAUGUUAUUUAUGAUGUCUCUUUGUUUCAUAGUAAACUUCAAUUGGGUGUUUAUUUUAACGUUAGAAGCGUCGUGUCACAUCUAGAGUAUGUAUGACUAUAUUUCAAAGAGAUAGACCGUUUGACAGUCACUCCUAGUGACUAAAAAUUUUGUAGGAAUCAUAUUAUAUCUUAUAAGUUAUCCUAUUUCAAGAAAUUUCGGUUUCUGUAUUCUUAAACAUAUACAGGGCCUUCGAUCGUGACGAUGGCGCGACCGCACGCGACAUGCACGCAUCUCCCGGCAACCGCAUUUUCUAGGUUUGACAUCCGAAGAGAGUAAGCUGAGAGUUGAGGUGAUGCCUUCCUUAGUGUUUUCUGCUCCAGUGGGCGCAAAGACCGCAGUCAAAUCCGUCGUCACGAUUUUACGAACAACUUAUAGAAGAAAGUAUAUUUUAGUAGUGGGUCAAGCGC
Messenger RNA from Cylicocyclus nassatus, 5107 nucleotides. NCBI's taxonomy places the organism in Eukaryota, Metazoa, Nematoda, Chromadorea, Rhabditida, Strongylidae. The record is from the annotation of a GenBank genome assembly.